UGAAUUUUCUGUGCAAUACAGAUUACCAGUUCUAACACUGGUAUCAGAGCACCGAUCUAGGUGCCCUGAUUUCGCUUCUGCUGAAGAUUCCGCAACUCGUUGAAGGUUCAAGCAUGGUGACCACUCGCGCAAUUGCUCAGGGGAGCGAUGAUGGAAAUCCUGAGAAGGAGGAGCUUCGAACUCGCAUGGAGUUGAAUGAAGCCAGAACCAAGCGCAUGGAGGAUGCGAUUGAGGAAAAUGCGACCAGAGCUAAGAGAAUUAAAGAUUCUCUCUUUACAGUGCUAACGAAAUUGGGGAUUUCUCCUGUGGAUGAAACCCUAACUCGCAAAUUGGGAAGUGAAACAGGAAUCGAUCCCAAUCCAGAACGUGACAAGGGAAGCAACAGAUGGAGGAAAUUGGAGAUUCCAAUUUUCGGAGGUGAUGAUGCUUAUGGUUGGACUCACAAAUUGGAGAGGUAUUUUGCUUUGAGAGGAGUGUCUGAGGAAGAUAGAAUGCAAGCCACAUUGCUAGCAUUGGAAGGAAAAGCUCUUAGCUGGUUUCAAUGGUGGGAGAGGUGCAAUCCCAAUCCAACAUGGGAAGGGUUCAAAUUAGCAGUGAUUAGGCGUUUCCAACCUGCUAUGGUACAGAAUCCAUUUGAGCUAUUGCUAUCUCUGAAGCAAACUGGAACUGUGGAGGAAUUUGUGGAAGAGUUUGAGAAGUACGUGGGAGCUUUGAAGGAGAUUGAUCAAGACUUUGCAAAGGGAAUUUUUCUGAAUGGUCUGAAAGAAGAGGUCAAAAUGGAGGUAAAGCUUUAUGAAUUACCUACCCUUAACUGCUGUUAUUCAGAAAUCUCUUAUGAUUGA
Molecule: messenger RNA, 842 nt
Organism: Lotus japonicus
Lineage: Eukaryota; Viridiplantae; Streptophyta; Magnoliopsida; Fabales; Fabaceae
Exons: 1
Coding region: 114-842 (242 amino acids)
Source: RefSeq, a predicted model, not a curated record